AUCUUUUCACACCUUUUGUUCUCAUCAAAGGAGACUCUUUCACCAUCUGAGAUAUCUAAUACCAUCAUCAUCAUCAUCCACCUACACACAUCAACAGUUCAUCUCUUCUCUGAGGGAUAGACACCACAAUCAAGUAAAUCACCUCCACAGGCAUUACAAAACAAUUCGAAUGAAGCAAGUACUCUGACCUGCUCCACUUGGAUUCACAACAUAAACACCUUCAAUUCGAUGAUCCUUCACCACCAGCUAGCAUUUAAUCAUGUCUGAUCAACAGAAAAGUAUACCGGAAAUUCAUGCCGACGAUGCAUCUUCAGCAAUCGGUUCAGCAGUAGACGCUUCUGCUCCUUCUACAGCUAACCAACAACGACAAAGGGGUCGAGUACACUGGGAUACAUCUGCUCCAAUUCGAAGAGCGCGAGGUCACACAGGAACAACCGUUACCGUUCGAUCUCCACCAACAGUAAAACCAUCAGUUGCUUCACCUUCUGGCGUUCAAAGAAGAAAUCAUCCUGGACCUUUAAAUCUUUCACUCGGAGAAGCAUCUUCUCAACCAGAACAACCUUCUCUAGCCAGCGUUCUUCAUUCAAACAAUGAUUCAACAGAUCAACAAAAUAAUCCAGUACAAUCUGAGCCACUCAAAGCGGGUGUAGGUAACUUUGCCGGCCUUUCACUUUCAAGCGCAAAAGCACUAGAUGAAAGAGCUCUUGAUGAUCGUGCAUUCCUUGAACUUCAACGUGAAUUACAAAGACAUGAAACGACAACUGUAAGCGAUCUCAACGCUCAGGAUCCAGAUGAAGCAUACGAAGGAGAAGAUCGUGCGACCGAAUUGGAUCAUCAUCCCGUCAGUACGCGCAGACGUAGAAAUCGACCUGAUACGCCUGAUUGGAGUAGUGGAGCAACAACUCCUGUCACAGAUACAACUUCUGAAUCGGGUAGCUAUGAUCCCGCAAAUGAUUCCGAUCUAGAUCACAUGGAAUUAGUGCCAGGAGAAACGGACGGAUUACCUUCACGUCGUAGAAGGACUGAAGAAGAAGAUGAACGUCCAAGAGGAUGGGCAAGAUUACGCGGCCUUUUGUCCAACAAAGAUGCACUUAAACCAGCGGACGAUGACGAAGAAGCUCAAAAGCAAAACGAAAAGUCAUACGAAGAAGGCGGUCCAACCAAUACGAAAUCAGUUGCCGUGACAACAUCAACCGGAACAAGACCUGCCGGUCCGAGAAGUAGAGCUACAAAGUAUGAGCGUGAGGCUGCAAAGCUCAUCAGAGCACAUAAAUUGAUGACCGGUAGAGGCGCAGCAGAAGAUUCCACAGGUGAUGUAGGCGUUGGACCAACUUUGGGAAUGCGUCGUGAUCAUUUAGAUUCCGGUGCUUCUACGCCUGAUGCAUUGGAUACGGCGGCUAACAUGUCAGCAAAACCAGUAACAUCAGGAGGUGUUUUGGGAAACCUUUUACGUUUGUACGAACAGCAACAAAAGGAAGAACGAGAAGCAAAAGUUCGAAAAGCAGGAUUCGAAUCACAAGGUACGUCACCUAUGAGCACACCUGCUUUGGGCGAUCAAAUGGGAAAUGCAACUUAUAGUGAUGUAGUCCGAUCUGAAAUCGGCAAAAGAGAACGUAAUGAAAAAAUUGCAUUUGAUCAAACAGGAUUUUCUUCCCCCAAUUCAGCAAAUGUUCGUCGUCGUAAAUAUGGCAGUGGUACAAGUCCUGGUGGCUUGGGUGUAGCAGCAAUUGGUGCAGUUGGUAAUCUUGCUGGAGCGAGCAAGAAAGCGGUUGCUCUUGCAGCCAAUCAAGCAGGCCUUGAUACAUUAGAAGAAGCCGUAGAAGAAAGACCGAAAUCUGCCAGAUCUAGCGCAGGUGUUUUUGGCGCUUUGGUUGCCACGACUGGAAAUCUGAUCGGUGCCGUGAGUCCUCAUCAUGCUCAAAUUGGUCCUAAUCCAAAAAGACCAGGUUACACUUUGGAUCGUUAUUUAUUACCCGAGAUGAACGCAAAGACAUUAAGACGAACUGCAGAAAUUGUUGCCGAUGCAGCUCCGAAGCCAUUCUUCCGAUCUCAACCUGCAACACCGGGACAUCAUUCUCCUUCUGCUAUCGCACGUAAAGAAACGCAAGACAGUAACGAAACACAAGCUGCGACACCACCAAGUGGAUCACAAACACCCAAAAAGAGACCUUCAAGCUUGGUCAAUACUCGUGGUAUCAUUCAUUCUCGUAAGAACAGUGGCGGUAAUCAUCAUUUGCAUAUACCCGGCAUGCAUCCUUUUGGCCGUACACACAGCAAUGUGAAUACGCCUGAUGCUUUGAAUGCUGCUGAUCGAUCUGAUUACUUUGGCUCAGAAGUUGAUGAACGUAUGGCAAAACAAGAAUGGCAACGUAAAUUGCGUAAACGUGCAAAAGAUAAACGUAAGAAAGAGGAAAUCUUUAUUACCAUGCACGUUGCCGCUAUCCUUCAAAGACAAGAAUUCUUAUUGAAGCUAUCUCGUGCUUUGAUGAUGUUCGGUGCGCCUACCCAUCGUAUUGAAACGCAAAUUCAACAAACGGCAAGAGUUUUGGAUAUCAAUUGUCGAUGCAUUUACCUUCCAAAUUUGAUGUUAUUCGCUUUUGGUGAUGAUACAACACAUACAUCUGAAACCAAGUUUAUCAAGCAACCCGGUGGGUUGGAUUUGACAAAAUUGACGGAUAUGCAUUCGAUCUAUUGGAAUGUGAUCCAUGACAAGAUCGGGGUUGAUGAAGCAUCACAACAAUUGGACGAAUUGAUGAGAAGGAAGCCAUUGAUCGGUAAAGUUCCAAUGGUGAUCAUUGGUGGCUUCUGUUCGGCUUUCAUUUGUGUUGGUUCGCAAGGAUUUGGUGGCUCAUUCCUUGAUGCUUUGAUUGCUUUCCCAUUGGGAAUGUUUUUGGUUUUCAGUCAAUUGGCCAUCACUACUGAAUUAUUUUCAAACGUUUUCGAAAUUCUUUUCGCUGCUAUCAAUUCAUUCGCAGCAGCAGGAUUGUCCUCAACAGGUUACUUUUGUUACAGUAGCGUUGUUUCAGGUUCAAUCGUGUUGAUCUUGCCGGGUUUCUUGGUCUUAUCUGGUGCUUUGGAACUUCAAUCCAAGAAUUUAAUUUCGGGGAGUGUUCGAUUGGUUUAUGCGAUCAUUUAUUCACUUUUCCUUGGAUUUGGUUUGAGUAUCGGAAGUUCAAUUUGGCGUUUAUUCACAAAUGCUGCUGAUAGUGGCGCAGUUGAUCAACUCUGUUCAACUGUUCAUUCGCAUAUAAACAGUGUUAAAGGACAACCUUUACAUCCUCCAUGGUGGGGACAGGACCCUAAUCCUUAUUGGGCUUUCCUUACCGUACCCGGUUAUGCAACAGCACUUUCAUUACGCAAUCAAGCCAAAGCAACACGAAAGGAAUUCCCUGUGAUGGUUUUGAUUGGUAUCUCAGGUUGGGCGGUGAAUCAUUUUUCCAGCAAAAGUUCAGCAUUGAAAUCGAGAAGUGACGUUACGAGUGCUUUAGGUGCUUUUGCCGUUGGUCUUUUGAGUAACAUUUUUGGACGUAUUUAUGACGGUAAAUCUUACACUGUAGCCGCAGUUGGUGUUCUUUAUCAAUUGCCAAGUGGUUUAUCUGCCGGACCUGAAGGAAGUUUAUUGAAUUUUGCAAACACAAAUUCUUCUUCUUCUGAUUCCUUCAAUUCCGGUUUUCAAGUCGCUGCUGGAUUAGUGGAAGUUGCGCUUGGUUUAACCGUUGGAUUGUAUGCAUCAACCGUUUUGGCAUACCUGUUAGGUGGAAGGAAAGUUCGUGGAGGAGGCUUGUUCUCCUUCUGAGUUCAACAAUUCCCUCGAUAUUCAUUCAUCUUUUUUUCUUUUUUCCUCAUGGACAUUUUUUU
Meira miltonrushii is the source of this 3858-nucleotide messenger RNA. Its product is annotated as DUF1212-domain-containing protein. Bases 260 to 3796 code for a protein of 1178 amino acids. The record is from RefSeq and is a predicted model, not a curated record. Gene Ontology annotation, molecular function: transmembrane transporter activity. Gene Ontology annotation, biological process: transmembrane transport. NCBI's taxonomy places the organism in Eukaryota, Fungi, Basidiomycota, Exobasidiomycetes, Exobasidiales, Brachybasidiaceae. The transcript has a single exon.